AUGAGUCUUCUGCUCGAGAAGAUAAGAAAAAAUUCACUCCUUUUGGGACCCAAUAUUCAUUGGUUCCUUUUUCUGGAAGAAGAAGAUAGCUUACCCCUUGUGUGCACCUACACAGACAGAGACAACAACAUCCUGAUUGCUGUCCGACCAGCAUCUGCAGAAGAAUACAUGAACGUUUACAAGGUACAGUACAACCCUCACUUCAGAAACUCAACUAUACAUCAGUUGGGCACGUGGUAUGCCCAGAAUAAGUCCAGUAUAGACAAGGAGAAUCUCAGAAGUUUCUCAGCUAAGACUGAUCUCCAAGGAAGGACUCUGAAGGUUGCCCUGGAAAGACAUUUCCCUUUUUUUAUACCUGCCAACGAAACCGGUGAACGAAACCCAAGUGGAGUAGAUAUUGAAGUUCUGAACGCCCUACAAGAAGUUUUUAAGUUUCGAUAUGAAAUUCACAGACCUUCCGAUGGUAAGUGGGGAUCACCGGUAUCCAAUCGAUCUUGGAAUGGUAUGAUAGGAAUGGUCCACAGACAGGAAGUUGACAUUGCCAUGGGCGGAAUGACGAUUUCCCAGACAAGGAAAGAAGCCGUUGACUUUAGCUUUGCUUAUUGCUUUGAUCGAACAACUUUCGUUACUCGUGCCCCCUCGGAAGCGAGCCGGGCAUGGGUAAUUGUCCUUCCAUUUCAGUGGGGAGUCUGGUUGGCAAUAGGCCUGGCAGUAACUCUCAUAUCUCAAGAGAGAGCUCUUCCAUCUGGGUUAAGGGAUUAA
This is a messenger RNA of Limulus polyphemus (Atlantic horseshoe crab), 762 nucleotides long. RefSeq names its product glutamate receptor ionotropic, delta-1-like. Gene Ontology annotation, molecular function: glutamate-gated receptor activity. Lineage: Eukaryota; Metazoa; Arthropoda; Merostomata; Xiphosura; Limulidae. Gene Ontology annotation, cellular component: membrane. The record is from RefSeq and is a predicted model, not a curated record. The transcript has 6 exons. Bases 1 to 762 code for a protein of 253 amino acids.